AUGCAAGCGCGUUAUCUUCGUCACAGGCUCGAAGACUUGCAUUGGAUACGAUCUUGUGACGCUCCUGGAACAGAAGGGUUGUACAAUUUACCUGUCAUCGGGGAAUCAAGCAGCUUGGAAAACAGGCGCAGUGAGUCUAAACUCAAGGAAGAGCACGGUCUUGAUGUUAGAUAUGUUCAAUUGGACAUCGCCGAUAUUUCUGCAAAGGAGACCGUCGAGAAGGCCACAGGCAGGCUGGACCGCAGACCUAUCCCAUCGUCUCACUUCUUGUCUCCCUUAUUCGCGCUGUACCACUACUUGUUUCAACACCGAUGCCAAAACACCCUCUCCAAGGUGACAACGUACUGCGGACUGAUCCUCGGCCUUCGUAAAAGGGCCGCUGAACCCACGACACAUCAACUCAACAUUGACAUGUACCAGCCCAGGUAUAAAAAGCCAGGAAAAGAAACUCCGAUUCUUCGUCAAGCCUCGUGCUUUAUCCUCUGUAUUGGCCGGUCCAUUACAGAUUCAACUCUCCGUCUCUCUCUUUCCACAUCCUAUUCCCCAUUCAUCAUGCGCAUCUACGCAGCACACAUCGUCCUCACCAUGGCGCUCUCCACAUAUGCUCUCCCAGCGGUAAGCAAGAAUUACCCUUUACAGACUAUUCUCAGCUCAAUCAAGACCCAAACUUCGUUGGGCGCUCGUCAAGGAGAUGUCCAGGGAGGCGAUCCACCAAGAGGAAACGGACAAGGAUCCAGUGGUCCAGGACAAGGACCAUUGAAUAACAGCCAGCAACCCAGCCAGAACGGACCUCCGGGGAUGAACGGGGGUCAGGGUGGUGGCAACAAUCCAGGACAGCCCGAACAGGGCCCUCAAAACGGACCAUCGGGACCCCAGAAUAGUGGUCAAGGAGAUCGGGGCGGCCCACAACAAGGACACGGCGGUCAGAAUGGUUUUCGUGGAGGUAACGGCAACUUCGGUGGCCAACAGCCUCAGGGUGGCCCGCCAAUUGGUCAGGGAGAGCCACAGAAUAGCGGCACACCUCAGAAUGGACGUGGUGGACCUGGCCAACAGAAUGGUGGUAUGCGUCGACGAAGUGAUACUGGUUUGGCUUCGUUUCGCCUAUAG
Molecule: messenger RNA, 1107 nt
Organism: Guyanagaster necrorhizus
Lineage: Eukaryota; Fungi; Basidiomycota; Agaricomycetes; Agaricales; Physalacriaceae
Exons: 4
Coding region: 1-1107 (368 amino acids)
Source: RefSeq, a predicted model, not a curated record